UUUUCUGGUGAACUUUGAUCAACUUUUUUGAUCAACAUUCCACACACAGUUUUGCUUUCUGUGCUGAUAAAGAGCCAAUACAUAAUUGAAAUGAAGGAGUUUGUAUUUUACUAUGAUGUUAUAUGUCCGUACGCAUACCUGGCGUCAAGACUUAUCGAAGGGCUUGCAGAAAAUGUUGGUGCGAAAAUAAGAUGGAGACCCGUUCUUUUAGGUGGAAUUUACAAGGCAACAAAGCAGAAAGAGCAGCAGGCUACAAAAGCAUAUGAAACUAUGAAUCCAGCAAAGCGUCUUGUUCUUGGCAAAGAUCUAAUGAGGCUUUACAGAAGGCAUAAUGUCCCAGCUAUGCCCUUCAAAAGUAUGCCAGAUCUGAGUACAUUAAAACCAAUGAGAUUACUUGCUGCAUGUGAGGAUGAAAAUGGUGAAAAAAGAAAGAAUCUUACCCAUCGGCUUUACCAUGCUCUCUGGGCUGAGAAGAAAGAUAUCUCUGAUGAAAGCAUCCUUCAGUCAGAAGUAGCAAAACUAGAUUGGGAUGUAGAUGUUGCAGCUGUUGUAAAUGGAGUUGAUCCUUCUGGAAAAGAAAUUCUAUUUGAAAAUACAAACGAGGCAGUCAAAAGAGGAGCGUUUGGUGUUCCAAGUUUCUGGGUAAAUAACCGCCUUUACUUUGGAUGUGAUCGUCUGCAUUUCUUGGAAAAGGAACUAGGCAAGAUUGAUGCAUCUCCUUAUCGACUUGUCAGUUCACCCCAACAACCAUUGACUAAACGAAAGCUCAGAAUUUUCCACGAUUUUGCAAGUCCAUGGUGCUUUAUUGCGCAGAGACGUAUUUCUUCGCUUUUAGAAAGCGUCUCCCCAAUGCAAGUAGAAGUUGAAUGGGUUCCAAUUUUGCUCGGGGCACUUUUCAAUGCCAUUGGAUCACCGCAAGUUCCUAUGUCAAGGGAAGGAGAAGCAAAAAUCAAGUAUGUGAUGGACGACUUCGGCGAAUGGUGCAAGUACCUAUCUAUCAAUAACUUCAAAUUCCCAAGCGGAUUUCCGCAUAAGUCCCUAAUGGCCUUGCGGAUGACCAUUGCAAACUCCAAAGACGAACUAAGGACGGCUGUUUAUGAAUCUGCAUGGACAAAAGACCUGGAUAUUGGUAACAGUGAGGUACUAGCUGAAGUUGUGAAAUCUGCAGGAUGUGAUCCAGAGGAACUUUUCAGUGCAGCACGGUCUCAAGAAAUCAAGGAUAAGCUUAGAGAAAAUACGGAAAGGGCAAUAUCUCUUGGUUUGUGCGGUGUUCCUUCUUUUCAAGUCGACGACCAGCCAGUUAUUUGGGGACAAGAUCGCCUCAAUAUCAUUGCUGACGAGCUUUGUGGAUGGCAAGAUGAUACUGAUCAGAUUGUAAGCCGUUUGUGAUCAAAUUGACUUUGUUGAGCUUGACUGCAGCAUGGUUUUCAAACGAGCUUCCUACUAAAGAGCAUUUUUUUGCAAUACCUCUUUUCCUUUUAAGAUGCCCAUUUCCUGGUAGUGCCCUCACCUUGACAAGAAAUUGACUGUAACACAUUUGUCUAUUAUUUCAAUAUGCGAUGAAUUAAAGGUAUAGUUAAACUGAGACUUUUUUGGCAAGGUAUGCUUGUCCCAAUCAGUAAUUUGGAAAACCCUGUACAUAAGUUGCCGGUAGUCAUAAAGAGGUCAAGGAGUAGGACGGAAUAAUUUUCUGCAUUUUUGCACUAAAUGAACCUGGUAGCCCGUACUACUUUCAAAGUAAUUCUUCACCGUGGAGAACCAGUGACAUGUGCCUUUUCGUAGAGUGACAUCUCUAGAACUAUUGGAAGGUUACCCUUUUUCUGAGACACGUUCUCCUUUUAUCUCAGUCCCCCUCCAAAACCCUGCAGCUCAAUUGAUCUAUGCACCUGUGAAAAGAUAAUCUCAAUAUCAUACGACAACCCUUUAAUUUCUCCAGCAUCAUAUCUUAGCUUAAAUUUAUUUAGGCAUUUAGGCAAAAGUGAUGUUUGCACAAGCCCAAUCAUUAUGAAGAUCUGACAAAUUUAGAUGCUUUUUCUAAGAUGCUAGCUCCAGGCAAAGUAGGAGAGCAAAAGUUAUUAUUUGAGCUACGUUUGUCUUUGCUUAAAACUGACUAGAAUUUGUCUUGUUUUCGAUCGCAAUCGGUUAUUUUAGAUUUGAAUUUUUAAUUCUGAAAUUUGUAAUUUUUUAUGAAUUAAAUUUAGCAUUUAAGUUUGACCAUCAUAUGAAGAAGUAAAGAAAAAUAAAAUUCAAGAAGUUUUUCAGUGCUAGAUAUUUUAUUAUUCUAUGUGAAUUGUAUGUAAAGCAUGGCAAAAGAGUUUUAUGCAUUAAAACUUUUGUUAAUUUGUAUCUCUCUCCGAAUCACCGGGAAUAGAAUGAAUUUUUUGCCAAAGUUGCCUUUCACUGAAAACUCUGCUAUUUUCCACGAGAUAUUUGAUUUCUCUAAUGAGUUGAAGAGAAUACCUCAUAGGGUUUCUCAAGUCUCUUCUUUAAACGUUCCCGUCACGAAACUGUCCGGACAGUUUCGAAUUCAGAUGCGAAUGCAUUUUUCAAAGACAGCGUUUUCUAAAACCUUUUUAAUAAAUUUCCUCAAAACUUUUUCUUGCUCUGGCCUUUUGAAGAUCUACAUACGUAUUCGUCAAAAGAUCGAAUUGAUCGAUAUGUAAGCAAAUGUUGUAAGGGGUUUUUGUCAAGAUGGUGGCGAACGAAAAGAAAGUAGUGGCUUGCUAGCAGCGGCUAGAAGUAAUGUUCUAUUACAGUGAUAACGAAAUAUAUCAUGAAAUUUCUAAUACCACAGGAUGUUCAGAGAGACUGCUGCUUCUGGUAUAGUAUGCAAAAAAGUGAAGCAUAAGCAGGGACGCCGGAAUGUAUUCCCAGCUUCUACCAGUUCUUUUGUAACUGUCAUUCUAUUUCAAUUUUCUG
This is a messenger RNA of Rhopilema esculentum, 2919 nucleotides long. RefSeq lists its product as uncharacterized. Gene Ontology annotation, cellular component: peroxisome; mitochondrion. The record is from RefSeq and is a predicted model, not a curated record. Gene Ontology annotation, molecular function: glutathione peroxidase activity; glutathione transferase activity; 2-hydroxychromene-2-carboxylate isomerase activity. Lineage: Eukaryota; Metazoa; Cnidaria; Scyphozoa; Rhizostomeae; Rhizostomatidae. Gene Ontology annotation, biological process: naphthalene catabolic process; glutathione metabolic process.